Molecule: messenger RNA, 345 nt
Organism: Miscanthus lutarioriparius
Lineage: Eukaryota; Viridiplantae; Streptophyta; Magnoliopsida; Poales; Poaceae
Source: the annotation of a GenBank genome assembly
AUGGAUAAUAAGAAAUUGUUCUUGUUUGUUGAUAUUGUGGACAAACCUGCAGAUGUGAUUUCCAACUCAGCUAUUACAGAGGUAGCAGUGAGCAAUGUGGGGCAUGAUAAUGCCACAGGACAAGGGGAUUGCAACAAUGAGGCAGUUGUUUCUCCUCUAAUUGAUUGGGACAGUCUAGAGAUAAUUCCUCUUGUAGAAGAUCAGAUUGGGGCUGCACUCCCUAUGAUGAAUGAGGAAGCAAUGUAUGAGUUUGUUGGUCUUAGAGCAGAGGAUGAGAGAGUUGAGCAAGCUAGGAUGGCUGUUGAAAAGGAGAAUGAAAGUAAUGUUGAUGAUCUUAAUCUUUAG